AUGCUAACCAGAGUGAGGCACCUAUUUCGUCCAGAAACCCAGGAAUCGCUUAUUAAAAAGUAUACCAGGGACCUUUCGACCAUCACGUCUCAGAUUCAUAGCCUCGAUAAAACGUUGAAAAAGAAGGAUGUGACCCAAGCCAAAUGGCAGCGAAACUUCAAUAUUUACGGAUCAUCUCUGUUGAUCGCUUUGACAGCCGUACUUUACACAUUUUUUAAGACGAAGGCAGCCUUGUGGCUUGUUGUGGCAGCUAGUUUUGCUGCGUUCAUAGCUCUCAAGGUGUGCAUUAAGAAAUGGUUCAACUUCUCAGCUCAACGAACGAGCUUGAAAAUGGACAAACUUAAGGCAGAACAUCAAGAAAAGCUAGAGGCGCUGAAACAGAAGACGCAUUUUUAUUCGACAAAUUCUCUAAUUCAAAGAUUCUCAUCUGGUGAAUAUCAGGCGGAAGAUGCGAUAACGCUAAUGGACGAAGAAAUGAAAAAGAAGCAUGAAGAACUGGGCCAGCUACAAGAAGAGCUUCGAAACCUCAAGCACCAGGAAGAUACGCAGGAGUCUCAGGCCAAGAGAGAAAAAUGGUUUGACAAGAUGUUAGGCGUGCUCUCGGGCGGUGACGCAGUCAAUGCUCAAAUAAGGCCCAUAAUAUGCCAGAAAUGUGGGAAACAUGCGGGUUCGUACAUGCUGCCAGGAAUGCCUCUACAGUAUGUAUGUCCGUUGUGUGGAUGGGAAUUGAAGAGCGAAUCUGCGGAUAGUGUCAAGGUGGGGGACGAAAAAAAAUCGGAUUCGACGCUAAGUAAAGAGCCUAUCUAG
This is a messenger RNA of Lachancea mirantina, 807 nucleotides long. NCBI's taxonomy places the organism in Eukaryota, Fungi, Ascomycota, Saccharomycetes, Saccharomycetales, Saccharomycetaceae. The record is from the annotation of a GenBank genome assembly.